Molecule: messenger RNA, 2216 nt
Organism: Dermacentor andersoni
Lineage: Eukaryota; Metazoa; Arthropoda; Arachnida; Ixodida; Ixodidae
Gene: RsfS312
Product: ribosomal silencing factor RsfS-like protein, 312
Biological process (GO): negative regulation of ribosome biogenesis; negative regulation of translation
Cellular component (GO): mitochondrion
Molecular function (GO): ribosomal large subunit binding
Source: RefSeq, a predicted model, not a curated record
UUUCCGGUUUCGUCGGCCGUGUCGCAACAGCAGUGGCCCUGUGGCUGGACAAUAUCGCGCAGGUGGAGUGUGCCUCAGCAGCGAGGUGGCUCAUUGAAACACCGGUCGUUGCGCUGUCGAGGACUGAGGAGUUCAUACAUCACGAUGGGGUCGCAGAUGGUGCUAACCACGCUUUUCCGACUAGGAGGACUCGGUGUGAGACAAAUAGGCUACCGGGCUGCCGAUGUUCAUCGCGACCAGCUAUGUCAACGGUUGGCCAACCAGGCUGCUUUACGACGUCAUUUCUCCGCUCGUCAUUCGUCUCUGCGAAAAGACGACGUAGUGGACUCAAAACUGGAAAGCAGUCAAUCUUCCAAGAAGCCCUUGAUUGAACCAGAUGACGAAACGCGCUCAAUUUUGAAUGACAUUUGGCGCGACUUCGAGUGCGUGCCGCCAAAGCCGAGCCCUGCCGAAGGCGGUAGCAGCGGCAGUAGUCCAGCGCCCGCUGCCGCAACGAAAGGAGACCUGCCAAAAGAAAAAGGGACGGAUGGCCCUCGAAUCCGCAGCAUGCUGCAUUCUGCCAGGGCUAACGCCAAGAAGCUCUUUGCAGACGAAGACUCGUCGAUAAUCCUGGACUCGGCUGAGGAGCAAAGCGCAUUGCCUGAUGCUGAUGUGGAUUACAUUCCUCAAAACAUCAAAGUUGAUCCACUUGAAGGCUUCAACUUAAAACGUGGUGAAACUGGUGUCUUUGAAGUUGAAGAGCUGGUUAACAUUCUACGAGAAGAAAAGCUGUCUGACAUUGCUGUUAUCACAGUUCCAAAGGAGAUGACGUAUGCAGACUACUUGGUUUUAGCAACAGCAAUCUCACCACGUCAAUCUCGAGGAGUGACAGAAUUUUUGCGAAAAUUGUACAAGCGCAAGAAGGCUAGCACCGACCCAACCUUAUUCAUUGAGGGAGAAGAAAGUGCCGACUGGAAAGUGCUGGACAUGGGGAAUGUGGUGUUGCACGUAUUUUUGGCAGAAGCACGCAGACAUUAUGAUGUAGAGACCUUGUGGACUGUAGGAAGCCGCUAUGAUGACCUUACACAUGCAAAGGAUGAUCCAGUGUACAACCUGUUGCAGCAGCAGAUCCAACUGAUGCAGGAGAUGCAACCCAAAGAUCUUGAUGAUCGAUGUGCUUUGCAGUCUUGAUUUACCCUGCAACAUGCUUAAAUGUAUUUGUUAUGUCUGUUCACCUUGUUAUAAGUGCAACCGGUUAAUGUCAGUGUGUGUGCAUCGCCCCACAGAGUGUGGGUGUCUAGUGAAGAAUGCAGUUUGUGCUGUAUAAAUGUCAGGAAGAGCGAACAAAGCUGCUGGGUGGAUACUGGACUGCGAUAUGAAUGGAUAAGUGCUAUUUAAGUUGAACAGCAAAGUAUUUUGUUCUCACUUACGACUGAACCUUCAAGACUUAUUCACAUUUUCGUUUGUGCCUGAUGGUAAUUUGCCCACUGUGCAGUUUGUAGCAGUAUUGCCCAUCUCUAUCACUUGUGAUGUUGCAGGCUACACUAGGCUGAAACUUAAUGAGUGGUAAUAAGAAGUCUACUGCUGACAGUUUCAUAUCAGCCACUUCAUUGGCCAUAUCAACUGUGCAGGCCUACUUACCAUGCUGUAUUUGGGACUUAGGCUUUCUUAAUCAAACUUGUAGCUUGCAUAUUUAACUGGUAACAGCAUGCUUUCAAGAGAAAGCACUUUUGUUGAAAUCAGGUUGAUUUUGAACCUCUGAAGAUAUCUUUGUCAUAUUUGUCAUAUUGUUAAUGUUAUGCCCCAGGACAAGUGAAUUUAGAGCAGCAGUUCUAGUACUCAAGUGUGUCAUUUCAAGUUGGCAGCUGAGAGACUAAUCAGCACAACCCAUGCUUAUAUUGUGGAGCAUUCGAAGUAACAUGAGAUUAAUGGGUAUGGUUAGAAGUGACUGUGCAUUCUUAGGUGCCGAUACAUAUGUGCAGUCUAAUAGGGCAUCUGUCACAAGCAGCUGUGUUUGGUUAUGUACUAGUACUUUGUUAAACACAGGGUGAUGCCUCAUGGAAGCAGGAACUUCAGGUGACAAAAUAUCGCAGCUUUUUAAAUAGAGAAGCCUAGCAGCAAUCCUGCUAAGUGCACACCAUUACACGUUGUUGGCAGUAAACUCUAUUUUUUGUUUCCUGAAUACAGUAUUUUGAAUGUCUGUUAUUAAUGUGCUGCAGUAAAACCUCGUAAUGAAA